This is a messenger RNA of Salvia hispanica, 8175 nucleotides long. RefSeq names its product ARM repeat superfamily protein. NCBI's taxonomy places the organism in Eukaryota, Viridiplantae, Streptophyta, Magnoliopsida, Lamiales, Lamiaceae. The record is from RefSeq and is a predicted model, not a curated record. Gene Ontology annotation, cellular component: nucleolus; 90S preribosome; small-subunit processome.
CCCUCUUUCCUCCAAACCUAGCUAAAACCCAGACUUGGGGCUUCGACGGAACUCAGCGAGCGGCGUUCAAUUUCAGGCAUUCCGGCCGCCAGAAUAAUUCAAUCAUGGCGACUUCUUCCGAAGCUCGGGCAGUAAAGUCUCUCAAUAAAUCCACCGGCCGCCGCCGCUUCGUCUUCAAGACGUUUUCACAAAGAGUUGAGGAAAUUGACAUAGAUGUGUACCGAAGUCUGGACCCAAUGAAAGCUGAACCCUCGGGAGGCUCGUCCUUUUUCCGUGAUUGCCUUAUAGAAUACAGAGAGCUGAACACUGCUGAGGGUUUUAUAUCAUUUUAUGAGGAGAUUUUUCCUCUGGUACAGACACUUCCUCAAAUUAUCUUGCAGAAGGAUUUUAUUAAAUCACGUCUUCUGUCUCGAUUAAUAAUGGAAGGGAGGCUAUCACUUGAGCCAAUACUGAGACUGAUUUCUGCUUUAUCUAGAGAUCUCCUGGAGGAUUUUACACCAUUUCUUUCAGAAAUUAUUGAUUCUUUAGAAUCGCUUCUUCAAAGUGGUGCUGAUAAGGACCCAGAUUUAAUUGAGCAGAUAUUCACAUCAUGGUCAUGCAUAAUGAUGUACCUGCAGAAGUAUCUUAUAAAAGACGUUGGCCAUAUUCUAAGAAUCACGAAAAAGUUAAGAUACCACCCUAAAGAUUAUGUUCGAGAAUUUAUGGCUGAGUCGGUGUCAUUUUUGCUUAGGAAAGCACCAAUUGAGCAACUAAAGAGAGGUAUUGAGACACUUAUGACUGAAGUUGUUGAGGAACCAUCAGAAAUUAGGAAAUCUGGUGUUAGUGUUCUACUAUCUCAUGUUAUGAGAAUCACCUCGUCAAGAUUGCACUCAAGGACCGAGACAGUGUUGCCACUUCUGGUUGAUGAAUCUUCCUUCAAUAUUGAUGGGCAAAACUUUAAAGAUUCGGGACCAGUUCUUGAAGCUCUUAUUCUGACCUUUGAGAGACUGCAUGUGGAGCUAGAUCCAGAUGAAUUUUCUUUCAUAUGGGAAUGCUUGCUGGAAAAGAUAACAGAAUCUAUGAUGAAGGAGAACUCUAUACACCUGACUCGUCUUUUGGCCCUGCUUAUUUCUACCUUGCAAAAUGAUAAACUUGGGAAAGUGACAGCUUCUGAACCCUUGGUCAAACUCGUUGACCAGCUUGUGGAAACUUUUGUUGUUCGCUCUCUUGCCAUGAAUAACAUAGAUCCACACUCCGAAGUUAUUGAAAAAGUUCUGCAAUUAAUGCUUUGUGUAAUUGGUGGUCUCUCUGAUACUAAGAAUAUGCCGGCCUUGCUGCGGGUUUCUGUAAAGUGGGAGUCGGUGUUUGAUAUAAGAAGUCGAACUCUACUGACUUUCCUUGGAGAUCUUCUCUUGAAGGACCCCAGUAUUUACCAUGUCUUUGGAGCAAAUAUAAUGCGUGCUUUCACUAAUUUAAUAAAAAUAUAUGUUGAAGAAGUCAUGUAUUUGAUGAUGAAGUUCUGUGAUAAACUGGAAGUGAAUAGCUCUAGCUUUUGGGAAGGGAAAUCCAAGGAGAAGUUCUCAAGGACUUCUGUGUUUUUUGAAGAGACUCUUCGUUACUGGAUUGGACAAAUCAGUAAUUCUGUGGAAGGGAAAUUAUGUCCUGCUCAACAGGAUAAAUUGGCUGUCUUAUGGGCUGUUAUUGGUUGCUAUUCUCAUUUAGCAGAUGUCCAAGAAAAUCCUUCUGUACUAAUGGAGUUGAUAAAUGCAAUCGACAGGCUUCUAAUAGUUGAAUCCAAGGCAGGCUUGCAGCAAGAUACUUGGUAUUGCUUACUCGGGGCUGCCUUGCGUUCUUAUGACAAGUUGUUAUCCAGGAGGGGUAUUCCUUAUGAAGAGUCUGCAAUGACAAAGUUCUUGGAUCUUGCUAAAAGAUAUAAGUUGUCACCUCACAUAUUAUCUGCUGUAGCAGAUAUAUUGGAUUCAGUCUCCAAUGCAUCACAUGGGAGAAGCCAAUUUUAUCUUUCGGAGUCUAUAACUGGAAAGUCAUUGGCUGCUCUAGACAUAUUUUCUGAAAAUCUGAGCCAUGCAAACAGAGAAAUCCGCCUUUCUACCCUGCGCAUACUGUGUCAUUAUGAAUCUGUACAUGAUCGGGAUUCAGCUAAGAACCAUCCUGUCGAAAAUAAUUCAGGAAUUGAUGGUGUUGAGACUAGUCUAGUAGAUGACUUCCAUAACAAUGUUCUCAACCUACUCAGAUCUAUUGAAGAGACAACUCUUUCAAUCGCAACAAGCCGUAAAGUUAUUCUCCUGAUUUCUAAAUUACAGACGAUUCUGAGUGGUCACAGAGUUGCUGAUCAAUAUAUCGUUGCCGCUUUAAAUGGAAUUUUUGGCAUACUUCAUAACCGAUUUAGCUAUUUGUGGAAUCCAGCUUUAGAGUGCCUCACUGCCCUCGUUGGCAAAUAUUUCGGGAUCGUGUGGAACAGAUAUAUUAAUUAUCUUGAACAGUGUCAGUCUGAUUUUCUAGCAUCUCAUGGUCAACAUGAUAGAAAGGAUAAUGACACUAUGGAAGACGCUGGUUUGGUUGGAUGCUUCAACUCUGAUAUCAUUUGUGUAUUUGACAGUACUCCCUGCGUAACAAUCUUGUCCCUCUUGAUUCAGUCUUUACAGAAAGUACCUUCAAUAGCUGAAUCUCACUCUCGACAAAUAGUACCUCUGUUUCUUGAAUAUCUGGGUUACAGUGUUGAAGAAGUCACUAGUGUUGAAUCAUAUACACUGGAUCAUAAAGGGAAAGAGUGGAAGGGUGCUCUUAAAGAGUGGUUGAGUUUGUUCAGAGUGUUGCGGAAUCCUAGGUCUUUUUAUCAAGGCCUAUUUCUGAGAGAUGUUCUUCUAUAUAGGCUUCUCGACCAAAAUGAUGCUGAUAUACAGAGUAAAGUUCUCGACUGCCUGUUGAACUGGAAGGAUGACUUUCUACUUCCAUACAAUGAGAAUCUGAAAAAUCUAAUAAAUGCACAAAAUCUGCGGGAUGAGCUUGCCAGGUGGAGCUUAUCCAGGACCUCGAUGGAUUCUGUUGAUGAGCGACAUAGAGCUUAUCUUGUGCCUAUAGUCGUACGGAUACUGAUACCAAAAGUUAGAAACUUAAAGAUGCUUGGUACCCAGAAGAAUGCAAGUGUACAUCAUCGAAGGGCAGUUCUAGGAUUUUUAGCUGAGCUUGAUCUUGAUGAGCUUCCUCUUUUCUUCUGGCUAUUAGUUAAGCCCCUGCUUCCCGUCUCUCAAGGUGGUGAUGAAAUGAGCAAAAUUUGUUGGGCGUCAUCCAAAAGUCAACAGUUUGAGGUUGACGCACCUGAUAUCCUGAAUAUUUUAUCAUCAAAUACCAUAGAAACCCUAUCUUUGAAGAAGAAAUAUGGUUUCCUGCACGUUGUUGAAGAUAUUUUGGCAGUUUUUGAUGCAUCGCGCCUUAAACCCUUCCUUAAUCUACUGAUGAACUGUGUUGUCCUCAUCUCAUCGAGCUGCACAUCAGCUCUUGGCAGUAAAACAAGUGAGUUAUCUCCUGUAGAGAACUCUUCUAUAGAUACGGAGGUGCAUGACAAUGAUGAAAUGGAUAAUCAGAACAAGGAUAGGAAGCAAAUCAGGGAGUUGAGGUCCUUAAGCCUUAAGGUCAUAUAUAUUGUUCUUGGCAAAUACGAUGAUCAUAAUUUUGGAGGUGCAUUUUGGGACAUGUUCUUUACAUCAGUAAAACCUUUGGUUGCUAAAUUUAAGAAGGAAUGUCUUGAAAGCCAAAAGCCAAGUUCACUGUUUUAUUGUUUUAUUGCAAUGAGUAAAAGCUACAAACUUGUUCCACUAUUAUCAAAGGAAGAGAAUCUGGUACCUGACAUUUUCUCCAUGCUUAGUGUUCCUCCAGCUUCAGAAUCCAUUUUGUCUUGUAUCUUGAAGUUCACUAAGAACUUGUUGAAGCUUGACAAUGCACUGGAUACUGAAGAUGCAACAGUCAAAAGAGUUUUUCUUCCUCAUCUCGAUAAGCUCAUCUGUGGCUUACAUUGUAUUUUCACCAAAAACAAUGUGACUAAAAGGCCUUUGAUUAAAUACCCAGGAAAAAGAGAGAUAACCAUCUUCAACUUAUUAUCGGUGUAUGUGAAGGAACCAUCAGAUGCUAAAUCAUUUGUUGAAAUAUUGCUCAUAUUUCUUGCAAAGAAACGCCUCAAUUUUGAUACUUGUGACCAUGUAUUGAAAAUCAUUGGCCGGGUGGUGACGGUCCUGGGCGGUGGAAUCAGUAAAAAGAUUUUGAGUUCACUUUCCCCACUCCUCAUUUCAGCUGACUUGGGCAUUCGUAGCUCUAUAUGUGAUGUUCUUGACAUUGUUGCCUCCAGUGAUUGUUCUUUGUUAACAUUGGCAAAUAUUCUUCGAGGGCUAAAUGCAACCUCUGCAAUGGAGAUGGGUGGUCUUGACCAUGACACUGUACUGUCUACUUAUGAGAAAGUUAAUGUGAAAUUCUUUUAUACUAUUGGGGAAAAGCAUGCAUUGCCAAUCCUGGCUCAUGCAGUACAUGAUAUGUCAUCUGAAGAAAUGAUAUUACGUCAAAGUGCAUUCAGAUUACUCCUAUCCUUUGUUGAAUUUUCUGGCGAGAUCCUAAAUGCAUAUCCAGAGCCUGACCGAAUGUGGUCUAGAGCAAUAGUGAACAGUUUUUUGUUGAAACAUAUGGGAAAUGCAAUGAACAAGGAAGGCACUGGUAAAAAGGUAUGGAUUGAUCUGCUUAAGGAAAUGGUGCUGAAGCUUCCCAAUGAAGCAAACCUUGAUUCAUAUAGGGCCUUAUGUAGUGAUGAUGCUGAACAAGAUUUCUUCAAUAACAUAGUACACUUGCAGAAACACAGGAGAGCGAGAGCGCUGUCUCGCUUUAGCAACAUUGUCAGUUCAGGGAAUCUGUCGAAGGUCAUCACCUAUGAAGUGAUUGUCCCACUGCUCUUUAGCAUGCUAUUUGAUGCACAAGAUGGGAAGGAUGAGAAUAUAAGAAGUGCAUGUAUUGAUGCUUUGGCAUCAAUAUCUGGUUGCAUGGAGUGGCAUCAGUACUAUGCCCUGCUAGUCAGAUGUUUCCGCAAUUUGGCACUAAAACCAGAUAGGCAAAAACUUUUGUUGCGACUUAUCUGUGCCAUCCUUGAUCGUUUCCAUUUUCAGGGGUCCUCUUUGAUACAGGAGAGUUUGCACAAAAAUAUUUUCCCCAAGGUUCAGAAGUUGUUGGCCUCUGAUUCUGACAGUAUCAAUGUUAACAUCAGCCUGGUUGCACUAAAACUUCUAAAAUUGCUCCCCAGUGAUAUCAUGGACUCUCAACUUCCUACUGUCAUUCACCGUAUUUCAAACUUCCUGAAAAACCGGCUCGAAAGUGUUCGUGAUGAGGCUAGAUCUGCGCUGUCUGCUUGCUUAAAGGAACUAGGAUUGGAGUAUUUGCAGUUUAUUGUAAAAGUCUUGAAGGGCAUACUGAAGAGAGGCUAUGAAUUACAUGUACUAGGAUACACACUCAAUUUCUUGCUGUCUAAGUUCCUCAUGAGUCCCAUUUGCGGGAAAUUGGAUUACUGCUUAGAUGACCUCCUUUUUGUUGCACAGAAUGAUAUACUUGGGGGUGUUUCUGAUGAGAAAGAGGUUGAAAAGAUUGCUUCUAAAAUGAAAGAGACAAGAAAGCAGAAAUCGUAUGAAACUCUAAAAUUGAUUGCCCAGAGUGUCACUUUCAAAACUCAUGCUUUGAAACUUCUUUCCCCUGUUACAGUUCAUCUGCAUAAGCAGCUCAACCAAAAGCUUAAGUUGAAAUUGGAGAAUAUGCUAAAACACAUAGCUGCUGGCAUUGAAAACAAUCCAUCUGUGGAGCAGACUGAACUAUUCAUAUUUGUGAAUUGCCUCAUUAAAGAUGGUAUUUGUGAUGAAGGUAAUGAACAUGGAAAUGGUUCUAUUUGCCGGGUAGAUAAUAGAGAUGCUGAGAGUAUACAAACAAAUGGAACGAACAGACUAGUGACUGUGGAUCGGCAAUUUUCUCAUUUGAUAACAGCAUUUGCUCUUGGAGUUCUGCAUAACUACUUGAAGAAAUUGAAGCUUAGCGCAGAUGAUGGACAACUUUUAUCAUUACUUGACCCUUUUGUCAGUUUAUUGGGUCAAUGUUUGAGCUCCAAGUACGAAAACAUUAUAACAUCUGCAUUUAGGUGCUUUUCUCUGAUAGUGCGGUUGCCUUUGCCAUCCCUGCAGUGGCAAGCUGAUAAGAUAAAGAAUUCUUUGUUGGUUAUAGCACAGGGAUCAGUUAAAAUUAACAGUCAGUUGACUGAGUCAUGUAUGAAGUUGUUAACAACUCUUCUGCGAAGUGAGAGAGUCACACUUUCUAGUGAUCAGUUGCAUAUGCUGAUCCAGUUUCCAUUGUUCGUUGAUUUUGCAAAAAGCCCCUCAUUUGUCGCCCUUUCACUGUUGAAGGCUAUCAUACACCGAAAGCUGGUAGUUCCCGAGAUAUAUGAUCUUGUCCAGAUUGUUGCAGAGAUGAUGGUACAAAGUCAAGAUGAGCCCAUUCGUAAAAAGUGUAGUAAAAUCCUUCUUCAGUUUCUACUCGGUUACCAGCUUUCUCAGAAACGCUUGCUACAACAUCUUGAUUUCUUACUUGCUAAUUUGAGUUACGAGCAUCCCAGUGGAAGGGAAGCUGUCCUAGAGAUGCUCCAUGCUAUUAUAGUAAAAUUUCCACGGAAUGUUUUGGAUGCACAGUUCCAAACUUUGUUUUUGCAUUUGGUCGGAACAUUGGCGAAUGAUGACGACAAAAAUGUUAGAAAGAUGUCUGCUGGUGCAAUAAAGUGUCUCAUUGGGCAUGUUAGCUCUCAUUCCCUUCACUCAGCACUCGAGUAUAGCCUGUCUUGGUACCUUGGUGGUAAACAGAAUCUAUGGGGUGCUGCAGCACAGGUUUUGGGUUUACUAGUGGAAGUUAUGGGAAUGACUUUUCAAAGUCACCUCGUUAGAGUACUACCAGCAAUGAGAAACAUUCUUCAGUCUGCUGCCAAUGCUCUUGCAUCAACUCAACAAGAUUCUUCAGAUGUUUCAGUGAUUCCAUUCUGGAAGGAGGCAUAUUAUUCUCUUGUUAUGUUAGGGAAGAUCCUAAAUCAAUUUCAUUAUUUGUUCCUUGAUAGGGAGCUAGAGGCUAUUUGGGAAACCAUCUGUGAAUUGCUCUUGCAUCCUCACAUGUGGUUGCGAAACAUAUCAUGCCAGAUUCUGUCUUCUUACUUCACAGCAGUGGAUAACAGCAAAACCUCAGCAGACACAUUCUAUCUCAUGAAACCGAGUAUACUCUUCCACCUAGCUGUUUCUUUAUGUUGUCAGCUGAAGGUGCCACUGAGUGAUGAUGCAAUCGGCAAAGUUAUCAUGCAAAACCUCGUGUUCUCAAUUUCCCAUCUUCAUUCUUUCUUAGAGAAGAAUGAACACAUGGAUGUUUCUAGUUUCUGGUCAAGCCUUGACAGUGCCGAGCAAGACCGUUUCCUAAAGGCUUUUGGUAUUCUUGAUCCAAGAAAAGGGAAGAGAACCCUUAAAUUGUAUAUUUCUGACGCCAGUGACCAACAUGAUAAAUAUCAGCAUCCAUUCAUUUCCUAUUUUCUCCAGAGAAUGGGGAAGCUUACCUUUCAGAUGGAGGCCAAUCAGAUGAAAAUUGUAUUUGCCUUUUACCAAUCAAUAUCACCAAAACUCCUCCAUUUCUAUAAAGAAUCGCCGCCUACAAACUUUGAUGAUGUCCGCAGUUUUGCAUAUCAACUACUGCUGCCAUUGUACAGAGUCUGCGAAGGUUUCACCGGGCAAGUCAUUUCAGAUGACCUGAAACAACUAGCGCAAGAAGUAAGUGAAAGCAUAAGAGACCGCAUUGAAGUGCAGAAUUUCGUCCAAUUUUACAGCCAAAUACGCAAAAACAUUAAGGCGAAGCGUGACAAAAGGAAACAAGCAGAGAAGGUGAUGGCUGUUGUGAAUCCGAUACGAAAUGCCAAGAGAAAGCGCAAGAUUGCUGACAAGCAUCAAGCUCACAAGAAGAGGAAAAUGAUGACAAUGAAAAUGGGUAGAUGGAUGCAUUAGGAUAGCAGCCAAAUCUGUGAUUUUAGUCUGUAGAUGGAAUUAGUGAUCGUUCCAUUUUUUUGGGAAUGCUAGUUUCAUAUACUACUACUAUAUUGCUAUCGUUAUGAUUUAAACAAGUUGAAAAUUGUUUUUACCA